Molecule: messenger RNA, 1930 nt
Organism: Sycon ciliatum
Lineage: Eukaryota; Metazoa; Porifera; Calcarea; Leucosolenida; Sycettidae
Product: arylsulfatase B-like
Exons: 3
Coding region: 98-1672 (524 amino acids)
Source: RefSeq, a predicted model, not a curated record
UUGACUGUAGUUGUCGGUGUAGUUUUCAGAAACAAACCCCGUAACUCUACAAUUACCGGCACAAACAGACUGUUACGGGUCGCAGAACGUACCAAGAAUGAGGGCCUGGUCUCCGGAUACGAUGAUCGGCAUUGCCUUUUGCUUUGUGGCACUGGUUUUAUCGACGCACGGCGUCAAUGGCGAGAGAUUCGUGCAGCCAGCGGCUGGUGCCAAGCCGCAUAUCGUUAUGAUUCUGGUGGAUGAUUGGGGAUGGGCAAAUGUUGGUUAUCAUCGACAACCACCAACCAAAGAAGUGCAGACUCCCAACUUUGACUCGCUCUGUAAGCAAGGCAUUGAAUUGGAUCAGCACUAUGCGUACAAGUUCUGCUCGCCUUCUCGAUCAUCUCUAAUGAGUGGACGACUACCCAUUCACGUCAACAUCCUCAACGCUAGCCCAGACGUUCACAAUCCAGAGGAUCCAGUGUCUGGAUUCGCGGCCAUUCCUCGCAACAUGACUGGUAUGGCAAGUAAGCUGAAGUCUGCUGGUUACGCCACGCACCAUGUUGGAAAGUGGGAUGCUGGAAUGGCCACACCGGAUCAUACACCAACUGGCCGAGGCUUCGACACGACAUUUGGCUACUUCCACCAUGCCAAUGACUUCUACACUGAAAAGGCUGGUGGGUGUAUGUACGAGAAACACAGGCACAGCGACAUCACGGACCUGUGGAUGACUGACGGACCAGCGGUGGGAUUCAACGGCACCAUCUAUGAGGAGGAGAUGUUCAAGAAACACGUUCUGGAUAUUCUAAGCAGCCACCCAGUGGACACUCCUUUGUUCCUCUACUAUGCUCCACACAUUGUACAUGCACCACUGGAGGUUCCACAGAGCUACCAGGACAAGUUCAGCUUCAUCGAUGAUGAAACUCGCUUGAAGUACCACGCCAUGGUCAACUAUCUGGAUGAUGUGAUCGGAAACUUGACCAAAGCGUUGCAUGAUCGCAACAUGUGGAACGACACACUGAUUAUUGUCAGCAGUGACAACGGUGGACCAGAGUAUCCAGGUGGUGGAGCCAAUAACUUCCCACUCCGAGGUGGAAAGAUGUCAAACUGGCAAGGUGGUGUUCGUGUCAAUGCAUUUGCAUCCGGUGGUUUGAUCCCAGCAUCUAUGCGUGGACAAAAGUAUGAUGGGUAUGUAGCCCUGGCUGACUGGUACGCUACAUUCUGUUCGCUAGCUGGUGUGGACAAACACGAUGCUAGAGCGGAGGCAGCCAACCUUCCAGCAGUGGACGGUCUGGACAUGUGGCCAGUGUUGUCUGGACAGAAUAUGACAUCACCGCGUACGGAGAUCCCACUCAGUCCGGGACUGAUCAGCGGAGACUACAAGAUUCUCGACACUAAGAUGUUGCAGGCAGGAUGGACUGGACCACAGUAUCCAAACUCCACUAAACCGAAAGGUGGAAUAGAUGCAGUGAUGGACUGUUCACAGACGCCCUGCCUGUUUAACAUCAAGGAAGAUCCAGAGGAACGUACCAACAUUGCCGGCAGCCAACCCGACAUCUUGAAGCACAUGCAGGAGCGCUGGUCAGCCUGGAAUGCAACAGCAUUCAAUCCACAGCGUGGGAGUGCAUGGCCAGAAGCCUGUCAGACAGCUGUUGAGAAGUAUGGUGGCUUCUGGGGACCAUUUCUUCCAUAGAGAUAUCCUUGGACAAUGUAAGUGAAGAUGUUUUACUGAAACUCUGCGUGCGUUGUUUCUCCCUUCGCUUCGUUCUGUUACUGUUAGUCCUAGGUUUUCAGUAUUUCCUUUAGUAGAUUAUCUUCGAGCAGUUUCACGAUUUUGAUUGAUAGAAGCUAUACCCAUGUCUUCAUUUGCAUAGUAUCUUCAGCUAUUACCGUGACAGCAGAAUUCUUCCUCUGUCCACACAGUGCUCAAUACCCCAGUGGGGAGACUUUU